Molecule: messenger RNA, 2544 nt
Organism: Melanotaenia boesemani (Boeseman's rainbowfish)
Lineage: Eukaryota; Metazoa; Chordata; Actinopteri; Atheriniformes; Melanotaeniidae
Gene: ykt6
Product: YKT6 v-SNARE homolog (S. cerevisiae)
Exons: 8
Coding region: 228-824 (198 amino acids)
Biological process (GO): endoplasmic reticulum to Golgi vesicle-mediated transport
Cellular component (GO): Golgi apparatus
Molecular function (GO): SNAP receptor activity
Source: RefSeq, a predicted model, not a curated record
ACAGGACAGUCUGGGGACUAUGACGUGUGACUGUACGUGGGGAGACGGUUAAGAUAAUGUUAAUUACAUUUCCUCGUUAAACGCUUCAUCUGCAUACAUACGGAUUUUUGUUUAUGUGGAAGGAGUGGGUUGUUGGGUUCUUCAAACGGGAAUCAAAGGUUUGCUCUCGAUUAGCUUGACCAUCAUAACAGCUGUGACAUAGUAACCAGUCCUGAUCCGGGGAAAAUAUGAAGCUUUACAGCCUAAGCGUCCUCUACAAAGGAGCGACCAAAGCCAAUCUUCUUAAAGCGGCCUAUGACCUGUCCUCCUUUAGCUUCUUCCAGCGCUCCAGUGUUCAGGAGUUUAUGACUUUCACCAGUGCCUUGAUUGUUGAACGAUCAUCUCAAGGAAGUCGUGCCUCUGUCAAAGAACAAGAGUACCUGUGUCAUGUUUAUGUCAGAAAUGACAACUUGAGUGCUGUGGUGAUUGCAGAUACUGAGUACCCACAGAGGGUCUGUUUCACCUUGCUUGACAAGGUAUUAGAGGAGUUCUCCAAACAAGUGGACAGUAUAGAUUGGCCUUCUGGUAACCCUGACACAAUAAACUAUAAAGCCCUGGACAUUCACCUUUCAAAAUACCAGAACCCCAGGGAAGCUGAUGCAAUGACCAAAGUGCAGGCGGAGCUGGAUGAGACAAAGAUAAUUUUGCACAACACCAUGGAAAGUCUGCUGGAAAGAGGAGAAAAACUAGAUGAUCUUGUGGCAAAGUCGGAGCACUUGGGAAACCAAUCCAAAGCCUUCUACAAGACUGCACGGAAACAAAACUCAUGCUGUGAAGUCAUGUGAUGUCGCUGCCUCGUCCUCAUGGACACUCUCUCUGCCUUUCUGCUUUUCCUACAACCCUCAUCAUGCACCAGCCACAGGGACACUAUUAUCCAUGAUGGGCACCAGGAUGAGAGCAGAAAAGUGUAAUUUCUCUAGAUUGUGGCUGCUGGGGGGCUAGAGGAGUGAUGGGGUUUGGUCAGGGGGCGAAGCAACAUUAAUAAUGACUACUCUUAACCUUUCAAGGGGCAUCGUGUGGUGUUCAGUAUCAGCUGAGGACAUUAUAGUGUGAAGUUAUGUACUGGUGAAGUGUUGUCAAAAUGUCUACAAACCAUUUAAUGUUAUUCAGAUUGAAUGAAAUCUUAAUAGCUUAAUCUCUUAAAUUUAUUGAAAGAGUAUUAACCACAUUUGUGCUUUGGCUUUUAAGGCAAUUCUGACAAUCUCAGUCUUAUCUAUUCACGAUAGUGUGACUCUUCUAUACUGUUUUUCUUUAGCUGGCAUAGUCUUAUAUGCCCAGUAGGUGGCCCUGUUUAUUUACAUCACAGUCCAAAUGAGCCUCCACGACUAUUUUAAAACAUCUUCACUUUACUGGACUUGGUUACAUAACUUCUUGUUUUCUGUCUGAUAAUGGUUAAGAAUGUCUUAACAUUCCCACUCUGGAUGAUUAUCGUGUAAUGAUGCUAAGAGCUGAUGAGAAGUGGAGCAUUACUGUAAAACGUAUAAAUGUGUUUUCCCAUAGAUGCAGCCUUAUUGCAGUGUUGCUGACACUAAAACUCCCAUCUUGUUUAUUAUCUUUUGUUAUGUGUACCUCAGCCAUGCUACACACAUCGAACAUACAUAACACCUAAACAGUGUUUUAUGUUCAGCAGCAUGGAGUCCAUGACUCAUGGUUACUUCUCAAACUCUGAUAAAAAGUAAAGUGAUCCAUACUUCAUGGUGACUGGGGUGAUUCUGGAAAACCUUAGGUGCUGUGUUGCACUCGCUGACCUCUGGUGUAGUCACGUUCCUCCUCAAAAUCGAGACAAACGUAUGUUGAGUGAGUAUCUCUCACUCUUAAAUCCACUCCACAGCUGACUUGUUCUUUUUACUGUGAGCAUGUUUUGCUUAAUUUAAGGUCUGAUUUGGUAAGAAACUUUCUUCAGGAACUGCUGAGUUAAAAUAAAGCGAUGCCUUUCGUUGUGUACUUUAGAUAUUUCUCUGCUUUCCGGUCUAUGUGUGUAUGGAUAUGCUAAUGUACAACAUCCAGCUGCAGGCUGCAUCGAUGUUGAGUGCCUGUGUGUAUGUUGCAGUUUGUCGUCUGAGUUUACCCUCUCUGCUUUUACAGUGUAAACUUUAGUGCAAUAUUUGCAGACUUUAAAGUGAUGACAGAAAAAGAAAAUCUCAUAAAAGACAGCAAAUUGACCUUUUGUAAAUGCUAUUCUUUAAACUAUCUCCCACAUGAAGUUUGUUCAAAGUUUUUGAAAUAUGAUUAUUUUUUCUUUUAAAAACACAAAAUUCCAGAUAUGUGGAACGAAAUCAUUCCAAAUCUUUGGCGGUAAUGCUGUCGCUGUUUGCUGAUGCGGUCUAUCUGACCAGUUUGCAUUAAACGUUCUUAUCCAGAUGUGGUCUGCACAUUUAAAAACAAAUUUUGUGAAAAUAAAGUGGUAUUUUAUGUCUGUAUUAACGCUUUUGUUUUUGCAACAUAGACUUGUUCAUACAUUAUUUGCAGAACAUGUAAUCUUGCUUAGAUAAAUCGAAUAAUGGU